AUGGAAGGAAGAGAAGGAUUAAGUUCAGGGGUAACAGUGAUAGGAGCAGAAGCUCCAUCAAACUAUCAUGUGGCGCCAAGGACUGAAAAUCCUGGCCAGAUUGUAGUGUCACCACCAGCCGUAGAGGUGCCACCAGUUGGUGCAGGAUUGACUGGAGGAACUGCAGAAAAGAAGAAAAGAGGGAGGCCUAGGAAAUAUGGACCGGAUGGGGCGGUCGCGAGGGCAUUAUCACCGAUGCCAAUUUCUGCUUCGGCCCCGCCACAUGGUGGAGACUAUUCUGCUGGAAAGCCGGGGAAAGUGUGGCCUGGUAGUUAUGAGAAAAAGAAGUACAAGAAAAUGGGAAUGGAGAAUUUAGGUGAAUGGGCUGCUAAUUCUGUUGGCACCAAUUUUACGCCCCAUGUCAUCACUGUUAAUGCUGGCGAGGAUGUUACCAUGAAGGUGAUAUCAUUUUCACAACAAGGGCCACGUGCUAUUUGCAUCCUAUCUGCUAAUGGAGUAAUUUCAAAUGUCACCCUUCGUCAACCUGAUUCUUCUGGGGGUACUUUGACAUACGAGGAUUUAUUUGAUUUUGAGAAUUUGGUAACUUUGAUCGGACCAGCGCUUGUUUCAAAUAAUUGGAAGGUGUUCUUAUUUUUGUUGGAAACUUAUAAACUCAGGCCUCAAAAGCCAUUCCUCUGGGUAACCUUUAACAUCAAUGCAUUUGCGUGGCAGUCUCUUACUACUGCACUGGAGAAUGGACUAGGUCGCUUUGAAAUACUUUCGUUGUCUGGAUCAUUUAUGCCUACCGAGAUACAAGGAACAAGGAGCAGAUCAGGUGGGAUGAGUGUCUCUUUGGCAAGCCCUGAUGGUCGUGUUGUGGGGGGAAGUGUUGCUGGACUUCUAGUGGCUGCUAGUCCUGUGCAGGUUGUUGUAGGCAGUUUCCUGCCAGGAAAUCAUCAGGACCAGAAACCUAAGAAGCCGAAGAUUGACUCAACACCAGCAACUACUUUUGCACCGGCCCCAGCCAUACCUGCUCCUAUUGCAGAGAGAGAAGAAAGUGUGGGUACACCGCAUGGGCAGCAAAAUUCUUCCUUUCAAAGAGAAAAUUGGGCCACCAUGCACUCCAUGCAGGAUGUGAGAAACGCAGGAACUGAUAUCAACAUAUCAUUGCCAGAAGUAGAAGAGAAGGCUGGGCAAUUUCAGGACUUCAGACCUAAGUCAUCUGUAGAAGAGUACUCGUUUUCGUCUCUCCCUCCUCCUUCAGUGUAUGAAAUGGACAAAACAAUACAAGAAGUCGAAGUUUGUGAUAGCACUAGCCCUGAUUAUGAGGAUGAUGAUCAGAGCUAUAGUACUUCUAAUGGUUAUGACGAUAGCUAUCGUGGUUCUGAUGGAUAUGAUGAAGAUAAUGACGAUGAUGUUAAUGAUACAGAAGGUGAAGAUAGUGAAGAUGAGGAAUAUGAUAAUGAAUUGGAGAAGAAAAUAGAGGAAUUUAUUGCAAAGGUUCAUCAGGAAAGAAGGGAGGAGUUUCAAAGGGACAGGUUUCUUUGUAAAACUGCUGGUUAA
Messenger RNA from Dovyalis caffra, 1542 nucleotides. The record is from the annotation of a GenBank genome assembly. Lineage: Eukaryota; Viridiplantae; Streptophyta; Magnoliopsida; Malpighiales; Salicaceae.